ACGUGCAGCGGAGGGAGGCCCGGCCCGCCGCACCCGGAGCGGCCGCCAUGCCGAUGCCGCCGAUGCCGAUGCUGCCCCUGCCCGGCCGCCCCCGCCUCGGGCGGGCCUCGCUCCUGCCGCUACUCCUGCUGCUCCUGCUCGCGGGUCCGGCGCGGCCCAUCUCCUUCCAGCUGCCGGGCAAGGCGCGGAAGUGCCUGCGGGAGGAGAUCCACCGCGACACGCUGGUCACGGGCGAGUACGAGAUCGGCGCCCCGCCGGGCUCCUCCACCGGACCCUCCGCCAACCUCAAGAUAACUGACUCAGCUGGGCACAUCCUGUAUGCCAAGGAGGAUGCCACUAAGGGCAAGUUUGCCUUCACCACUGAAGACUAUGAUAUGUUUGAGGCCUGCUUUGAGAGCAAGCUUCCUGUGGGAACAGGGAGGAUGCCGGACCAGCUCGUGACUCUGGAUAUGAAGCAUGGUGUUGAAGCAAAGAACUACGAGGAGAUUGCUAAAGUGGAGAAGUUGAAGCCUCUGGAAGUAGAAUUGAGGCGCUUGGAAGAUCUUUCAGAGUCCAUUGUUAACGACUUUGCCUAUAUGAAGAAGCGAGAAGAGGAAAUGAGGGACACGAAUGAGUCGACAAACACCCGGGUUCUGUACUUCAGCAUUUUCUCCAUGUGCUGUCUCAUCGGACUGGCCACCUGGCAGGUUUUUUACCUGCGUCGCUUCUUCAAGGCCAAGAAGCUGAUUGAGUAAAGGAGCAAAUCCUCCUCCCCCUCCUCUCAGACCCAGCUGAACACCGCUGGGACCUAGCCAUGGCCCCCUGGAGCCAUCUCACAGAUGAUACCCACUGACUGGAGCUUUUCUGGAGGAACUUGGACCCUAAAGGAGGAGGGGAGCCUAAACAUUGGAGACAAUUGGGGACUUGUGAAAUCCUGUUGAAUGUUGAGGGUGGGGGAGGUCGCGAUGGGUUUGGGUAUUCCUGGGACAGCGAUUAAAUAAAAAAAAGAUGUUUCCAUGACAGCUGCAGCAAGUUUUUGCGCUGUCUGUUCUCCUUUUAUAAUCAUGGCUUGAUGAUGUCUCCCAUCUGUCUGUGACUGCAGUGUUACUCAGAGCCACUUGACCCUGCUGCGCUCUUUAGGUGCCACACAGCUUGCACUGGAGCAGAGCAGGGGAUUCCCUGUUCUGAUCAUCUGGGAUCUAAGCCUCCUGCAAAUGGAGAUGAGUGCAAAGCAAUAGGAUUCAUCAUUCCACCAGGACCUGAGGAUAGAGAGUCAUCCAAGGUUUGGUCCCUGCUGUGGACUUCUGUGUUUCUCCCCGUGGGAGCUGAUGUCUUUGUACUGACAGGUCAGGGCACUUGAGCAUAUGGUGAUUGAGCCUGGAGGAAGGGGAGCCUUGGAAGGAGGGCUUGGGAAUGUGUUUGAGCUUGGAAAGAAGCCUGCUUUGCUCAAAUAAGCUGUCCAGCCUUGGUCCCACCCUUGCCCCAUGUUUGUCUUAGAUGUGCUUCUCUUGCUUUGAAAUGAUGCAGCAUCUUUCUUGAAAGCCUUGGUCAGGAACAGCCUUUUGUAUAGACAGGAGGCCUCAGAUACAGUCACAGAGCAAAUGGGAGCAGGUUGUGCUAGGAAACUUGGUCUUACAUUGAGCAGGAGACUUCUCUUCUGUCCAGGCAGCUGAGUCCAGGCUGAUUGUCAUUUUCUGAGACCUCAAAGCAAGGUGAGCUGAUGUUCACAUGAAGCAUGAGGGCCUGUGCCCUGCAUUGAGGUCUGAGGGUACAACAGUGCUGUGCAGGUUAGCAGAGAAGUUGAAAGAAUGUGGAUGAACUAAAAAAAACAGUACAGGGUAAGAAUAGGCUAAUUCUGCUUCUGGGGGGAGUCUGAACUGUGCCCUCAACAGAACUGUUAUUCUCCUAUGUGGUACUAGACAGCAAGAACCAGCAGCUUCUCAUCAUUUCUCAGCCAUCCAGAUGGCAUGAUGUUAAAUAAACCAGGCUGGAUAAAACCAGGCAGGUUAACUUCCUGGACUUAACCUGCUACAGUUUUUAGGCAAUGAUAAAAAUUCUUGCACCUUCUCUGCAAGAGAAGCAUUCCUCCAAAGCAAGUGGUUCAGCAGCACAGCAUUCUGGUGUCCUGUGUCUAGAUAUUUCUGGCUAGGGAAGGGGUUGUCAUGGCCCUGGACCCAGCCUAGCAUUUUCAAAAAAACACAGUUUUAUAAUUUCUGACCUGAGUCUGAUCUAUUGCUAAGAAGGAAACAGUUGUCCAGGGUGAGGCAAUGGGAAAGAGGAGGUAAAGCUGACCUCCCGUCAUCUAAAUACGUCAGUACUUUGCCUCCUCUUUGCCAUUGCCAAGUUACUGGAGUUGUUAGUUCCACUGGCAAGUGCUUAGAUUGCUUUUAAUUUGUUUGGUUUUUGAUAAAGCCAUAUUAGGAACCUAAGUCUACUCCUCUGCCCAUGGAUCCAUUUUAUCCUUGUACAUUUUUGAAAGCUGUUACGGUGCAGAACAGCUGUGAUGCCACAGGACUGAAUUACAGAAGUCAUUUGAAGGUGGUUUUAGGUCCUACCGUUUGAAGCCUGUAGAUCUGUUAAAUUUUUGCUUUUGUUUUUAUAUAACUUGAAAAGACAUUACGAGAAAGGGGCUUUUUUCCAGUCUGUUUUGAUAUCCUCUCCCCAUCCUUACGUGAGUGCAAAGGUAUCUUAAAAAUGGUGGCAAGGCCUUAAGUUCCCCAGGUGUCUGUUACACUUUCAUCAUUCUGGUGUUAUGUUUGGCUCUUUACUGUACUGGCAUGGUUACUGGGGAGCAGAUGCGGGCAACUGGCGUGGAUUUACCUGUGAUGACUGGUUGGGGGAUUUUUGUCAACUUUCUCAAAUAAAAUUGCUUUGGGGAAAAACAACCCACCUCA
This is a messenger RNA of Corapipo altera (White-ruffed manakin), 2873 nucleotides long. It is a transcript of the gene TMED10, whose product is annotated as transmembrane p24 trafficking protein 10. Lineage: Eukaryota; Metazoa; Chordata; Aves; Passeriformes; Pipridae. Gene Ontology annotation, cellular component: endoplasmic reticulum-Golgi intermediate compartment; endoplasmic reticulum; COPI-coated vesicle. Bases 48 to 734 code for a protein of 228 amino acids. The record is from RefSeq and is a predicted model, not a curated record. Gene Ontology annotation, biological process: endoplasmic reticulum to Golgi vesicle-mediated transport; intracellular protein transport; Golgi organization. The transcript has 5 exons.